Messenger RNA from Selaginella moellendorffii, 1253 nucleotides. Its product is annotated as heavy metal-associated isoprenylated plant protein 31. Bases 477 to 1061 code for a protein of 194 amino acids. The transcript is spliced from 2 exons. The record is from RefSeq and is a predicted model, not a curated record. Gene Ontology annotation, molecular function: metal ion binding. Lineage: Eukaryota; Viridiplantae; Streptophyta; Lycopodiopsida; Selaginellales; Selaginellaceae.
UUGGGGCAAUGACGCAGUUUAUGAGGUUUUACCGAGACGCGUCAAUUGCUGGUUGAAAACUAUUUCCAAACCCCCUCGUCGUGUCUCCCUCGGGAGGCCGUCGAGAAUUUCUGGAAGGCCCGCCCUAGGCUCGGGCCUACAAAUCUUAAAACCAAGAAGGAAUUAAAAUUUUUUUUUUUAUGAACAUAUUAAAUAUUUUAGUACUUGUCUCAGGUGAUUACACUUUAUUUGAUGCUAGUUAUUUUUCUAUCAAUUAUUUAUUGUCUGAAGAUCAGAGUGGCGCAGCGGAAGCGUGGUGGGCCCAUAACCCACAGGUCGGAGGAUCGAAACUUCCCUCUGAUAUCUUAGCAUUUUAAUUAUCUUUAAAGGAAGUUACCUUUAAGUGUUUGUUAAAGCUUUUGAUGUGAGUCAAAGUGAAAAAUUUUCAACAUUCGUUCUUAUCUUUCAGUGAUGAUGGAAAAGAUGCAAAGAAAGAGAUGCUGUCCAAGUAUAAACGCGCUCGUUCUAUGCUGGAACAUUCAUUAAACUGGGGAGAAAAUGCAGGUCCUUGUUUCCCUCCGCUCCAUGCUUUCUCGUCACUCUCCUCGUCUUGCUUGCAGACUGUGGAGCUCAAAGUCGCAAUGGACUGCGAGAGGUGCGAGAACAAAGUCCGCAAAACGCUCGCCAACACCCUGGGGGUCGAGUCCGUCGACAUCGAUUUCCAGCAGCAGCGGGUCACGGUGAUGGGCUACCUUCUCGACGCCAAAAAGUUGAUGAAGAAAGUGAGGAGCAAGACCGGCAUGCACGCCGAAGUUUGGAACCACCAGUACAGCAACGUCCAGCACGUCUAUGGUCACAUGGACACCUCGCUCACCAAUCUCUUCAGCUCCGCCAGUGACUACAACACAAACAAUUACUACGACCGGAGCCACCGGAUGCAUCAUGGAAGCACUUACAGGGUCAGCGACAAGCCGGCUUACGACCACGAGUAUGGCAACCAGAAGCAAUACAUGCCGCCAGUGGAUGACAGUGUCACCACCAUGUUCACGGACGAGAAUCCAAACGCUUGCUCCAUCAUGUAGCGCUGCGAGCCGAGGAGCUGUGAAAAAAACAUCAGUCACAGAAGAGAGAAAAUAUUCGGAUGAUGCAUUGUGCGUGUACUCACCUCUUGAAGUUGCUCGCGUAAUCGCAUCAAAGGUUGCCUUUCAGCUGCAAGCGCACCAAGAAAAAUCAUAAUAGCCUUCUCAAUAAUGUAAUGCUGUAAAGGAAAAGCU